ACCGCCUCUUAACGGCCAGCCAACCCAGCUGCGUGCGUGGACAUGCCCCAUGUAGAGUUCAAGGACCAGGAGCCACAGGCGAUGGGGGAGAGAAAGGAGUAUCAGCAAGGCGAGGAGAACUGCCAAGAGGAAGCUGGUGGAGGGUCAGCUAGUGCCAACCGCCAGCUGCCCGGGCUGGAAGGGAAGUCAGUGCCCUACUUCUCCUCUCUGGACUCAAGCAUUGAUAUCCUGAAGAAGAGAGCCCAGGAGCUGAUUGAAAACAUCAAUGAGAGCAGGCAAAAGGACCAUGCACUCAUGACCAACUUCAGGGACAGCCUCAAGAUCAAGGUCACUGAUCUGACAGAGAAGUUAGAGGAGAGGAUGUAUCAGGUUUACAACCACCACAGCAAGAUCAUUCAGGAGAGGCUCCAGGAGUUCACCCAGAAAAUGACAAAGAUCAGCAAUCUGGAAACAGAGCUCAAACAAGUCUGCCACACCGUGGAGUCUGUGUACAAAGACCUGUGCGUCCAGCCCGAGGUUACAACUCCAGAAGAACAGACCUACAAAGAUGGUGAAUGCUGACCACUGCUGGGAGAUUCACUCACAUCUUAGUGACAGCCACCAAGAGGCCAUUGUUUGGGCCGUGCUGAGAAGAUUGUUUUCACAGCUCUGUAACAACUUGACCAAAAAUAUUAAAAAAAU
Messenger RNA from Sciurus carolinensis (gray squirrel), 681 nucleotides. RefSeq names its product synaptonemal complex central element protein 2 (gene Syce2). Gene Ontology annotation, biological process: synaptonemal complex assembly. Bases 43 to 561 code for a protein of 172 amino acids. The record is from RefSeq and is a predicted model, not a curated record. The transcript has 5 exons. Gene Ontology annotation, cellular component: central element. NCBI's taxonomy places the organism in Eukaryota, Metazoa, Chordata, Mammalia, Rodentia, Sciuridae.